GAGGACGUUGCGCAGCUGCCUUGGAAAUGUUAGCCCGGCCGGAGCGGGAUUCUUGGAGCCACAAGUACCGGAGACAGCUUUCCACUGACGUCCAGCAGUACCGGCAUAUGACGGAGAUACUACACCGGUCGAGCGGAAUGGCAGUGCAUGGUUUGUCUGGAGAUGCUGUGAGUCUGAAGGGAACUCUGUCAGCGUAUGAGGAAAACUUCCCAAUAGCUCUUCCUGUACUGCUGGAUGUGGUCAGGGGUCCAGACCAUCUUCCUGCAGAUGAAAAGUCACAGGAAAUGCUGAGAGGGAAACUGUGCAUGCUGGAGGCUGACAGCUCCGAGGUCAAUACCCUAUUUAAGGAGCUGUCCGCCCAUCUCAUCUCCAUCAACAGUGAAAGAAAAGCCAUUUAUGUAAUGUUCACAACAUUUGAAGAGAUAUGGAAGUUCACCACAUAUUACAAAAUAGGUUUCCUGCGCCAUUGUAUGGAGAACCUAUUGCUGGACCAGAUGUUCUGGCUCAGUUCUUUGAAGGAUGACUUUGCUGUUGAGGUGACCAUUCAGGAGGAAACACUUAACCUUUUCUACAGAGGCAUCCUCCUGCAAGAAGGUUCAUUGUUUGCCAGUUGCAGUGCCAGCCAGAUGUUUGACAGUUCAACCUCUGGAGGAGACCUGUACUUGGAGCAGGGAGACAUAGCCCAGUUCGAGCCUCCCUUCCUAGGCUCAGGGUGGACUGUUCUCUGUCUGGCUGAUGGAGCGCGGGGCACUGCACCUAGACCUGCUCUGGAGCCAGUUAUCCCUUUCCAUCAAUGGUUUCUCAAAUCUUGUGCAGAAAGCAUUUUAGUAGGUGAUGGGAAAUCUACCUGUGACUUCCCUCUGCACUUUGCCAGAGGAACCUGUCUGGCUACAAAGGAGUAUGAUGCUGAGGGCCCAGACGAGCUGAGCGUGUCACCUGGUGAUCGCAUCACGAUUGUGGGAUUUUGGUGCCUUGUUUUGAUUGGUUCACGGGAAGAAGGAAGCAACAGGAGAAAUAGGUCUGGUCAAGACAAGCUUGGUAAAACCGUCCACUGA
Messenger RNA from Oreochromis aureus, 1055 nucleotides. RefSeq names its product SH3 domain and tetratricopeptide repeat-containing protein 2-like. Bases 27 to 1055 code for a protein of 342 amino acids. The record is from RefSeq and is a predicted model, not a curated record. NCBI's taxonomy places the organism in Eukaryota, Metazoa, Chordata, Actinopteri, Cichliformes, Cichlidae. Gene Ontology annotation, molecular function: protein binding. The transcript has 8 exons.